Drosophila grimshawi is the source of this 7540-nucleotide messenger RNA. RefSeq names its product probable Rho GTPase-activating protein CG5521. The coding region runs from base 475 to 6558 and encodes 2027 amino acids. The transcript has 7 exons. Lineage: Eukaryota; Metazoa; Arthropoda; Insecta; Diptera; Drosophilidae. Gene Ontology annotation, biological process: positive regulation of GTPase activity; regulation of small GTPase mediated signal transduction. Gene Ontology annotation, molecular function: GTPase activator activity. Gene Ontology annotation, cellular component: nucleus; cytoplasm. The record is from RefSeq and is a predicted model, not a curated record.
CUGCAGCGAAAAAUGUUUAAUAAUAAUGUGUAGUGAAACGAUUGCUAUAACAAUCAUAAUGUAUACAGAUGCUCGGAUAAUUGCGAGACUCCGCAGUGCAAUUGGCUGCUGGGCGAGCGAAUGUGUAGACAUAAAAUAAAACCAACACAGAAAAAAAACAGAAAAAUUACAACAAACAAGCGAAAAGCAGAAACAGAAGCAGAGGCAACGUCAGCUUCGACGUUUGUUGCGGUCGGACGGAUAAAUUUCUGCUUUGCUUUGCUCGACUCGUUGUUGCAAUUAGUUUCUCCGGGGUGCUCCGCUGGACAAAGUGCGAGAAGAAAGUGUGUAUGUGUGUGUGUGUGCGUGUGUGUGUGUGUGUGUGUGUGCGAGAGUGUGCGGAUUUAUUUAUGUUCAACUAAGCGAAAUCAAACGAAUUUAGUUUAAGAAUGUUUGUGUGCAAAUAUUAAGUAUAAGAAACGCAAAAGUGCAAAAAUGUUUACGAAGAAAUCGCAUGCCGAUGUCAAAAAGUCGACGGCCAAGCUGCAAGAUUGCAAAAAGGAUUCGGCCUCCCGCCUGCGACACCUGCGCACCAUAUUAGAUAAUGUGGACUAUGAGGAGUCAAAGUCGCUGUUCGAGACGAAUUAUAGUCAUGUCUAUUUUAUACUCUAUGACACCUUCAUUCAGGCCGAGGCCAAUCUCAAGCAGAAAGAACUUCCGUUUCACAUUGUGCACAAGGCGCAUCGCGAGGAACUGGAUGGCUCGCUAUGGCUGCUGGAGAAGAUACUGUGCCUGCUGCCGGAGCUGUUGGCUCGUCGCUGGCAGUGUCACUCGCUCAGUCGCAUUAUGGCCAAGCUGCUGCACCUGGGCAACUCGCCCAAGCUGCGGCGCGAGGGUGUCAAAUACUUUCUGCUGUGGUAUCAGACACUCGGCGACAAUGCGCCCAGCUAUGUGCAUGCCAUGUACGCGGACUUGAUACCCGGAUUAAUAGUGCCACAGAAGGGAGGCGUUGUGGGACCCGAUACGGAAUUCAGUGCAACCGAUUUUCUAUCGCAUCCGAAUAUGAAGGCUGAUGGUGGCAUGGCAUCCGUUUUCCACGACAAUGCCUUCUCGCAUCCGGUGCAAAGCUCCGAGGUGGUCGCCCUGCUGCCGCCCUCAUCGAGCGAGAAAUCGGCGCCGCCAGAUCCACGCGACGGCCUCGAAGUGCUGCUCAAUAGCAUGGUGCAAACGGCGGCGUGUCUGCGAUGGCGCGACAAUCGCGCCCAGAAGGAUCAUCGAGCGUUUGCCUUUCUGCUGCAACGGUUCAAGGAUGUGUUUCUGCCGGUGUUCUCGCCCAGCUUUGAUGCGAGCACCUCGAUCUAUAAUCCGCGCCUGGAAAUGCCCGUCAUGCGCUCCAUCCACAAGAAGGAGGAGGUGAUGGCCUCCUGUGUGGUCGUCCUCAUCAAUUGGGUCUCACGCUUCACGCACGAACGGCUGCUCAGCAAUCGGCUGGACUGCGCCCUGCACAUCGAGGGUGUCGAUCAUGCCCGGCUCCUUGGCUACCAGCAGGGACUCAUUGUGCGCGAUGUGUUCUAUGUGAGCCGGGAGAACAUCAAUUUUGUGCACGAGGUCUAUCGUCAGGCGUUCCUCCUCAACUUCACAUCGAAAACACAAAUCGAGGCCAUACGCACGGCCAUCGCUGUCUAUCGGGAUUGGAUGACGGGCAGCACACCGCCACCGUUUCUCCUCGAGCCCAACGAUGAGCAAUACUCACCGUUGACCACCACCAAUGCCACAUCGAAUGCGGGCGGAACACCGCGUAGCCAACGGCUGAGGACACCCUCCUAUGUGGGUGCCAUGCAUCAAGGCGGCACCAAGGAGCAGCAGCAGAUGGUGCGUGCCGGCAUGCAGAAUGUGCUGCAAGUCUUUGUGACGAAUGCGGCGAAUGUGUUUCUCGUGAACACCGCCAAUCUCAACAUUUGUUUCAAUACACGCUCACGGGACUAUCGCUCGACGCCAUUGGAGGAGCAGACGGAGAUAUGCAAGAAGGUGUUGAAUGUCUAUCGCACCAUGGUGAUGAACACACGCAUGGAGACGCGCACCUGGGAACAAAUGUUGCUUGUCCUUCUGCAAGUGACGUCCAUUGUCCUGCAUCAGAAUCCGCCCGCGAGUGGCGCAAAGAGCGCCAAUCUCGGCUACAUACUCGGCUCGGCGAUCAUUCAGACGCUGAUCGUCACCUGGAUACGGGCGCAUACAAAUGUGCCCGUCAACGUGGUGCUGUGGGAGAAGUUUCUCGUCGUGCUCCAAUCCUUGACGCAUCGUGAGGAGCUCAUCGUCGAGUGGAACAAGACCAUUCAGACACUGACACGCGUCUUCUCGCGCUACACGUACGGCAUCAAUCUGCUCGAUCUGCCGCUGGAUCGUGUGGCCGAGACUCGUGGCAAGCGGCGGCGCAUCGGCAGCGUCUGGCAGGGAUCGGCCACCGGUGCAAACAACUCCAAUGCCAACGCCACCAACACUGCUGGCAACAAUGUGCAUCGCGAACGCGAAAGCAUUGCCGAAUCGAACAGCAGUCGCUCCGAUGAGAACUCCCAUUCCGGGGGCAGCAAUAGCCAGGCGCCGCUGCUGCAGGCCAACUCACAUCGCAGCCAUCACCAGCACUCGCAAUCCCACGGUGGUGUCAUUGGACACGGCACGCGUCCCGUGCCACUCACGCCGAUGCUGAGCCGCAGCUACAGCGAGGGCAGCCUCGCCUCGGCGGCACGCAAUUCCCGGAUGCGUCGGCGACGCGCUACGGCACCCAAACCAGAUGCCACAGUCAUGACGACGCCCAUCAGUAUGUCGGGCAGUGCAGCACAGGAUUUGAGACGCGCAAUCUCUCUGGAUUCGUUGGCGGCGCCCGUACGCAAGACUCGGCGACGACGUGGCUCACAGCUGGCCGUCGAUGAUGUGGAUGGCUAUGCGGAUGCGGUUGGGGAUCAGGUGGAUCCGGACAAUGAGAGCGCCGGUGGCGGUUCACGCAGUCCAUCGCCGACGGCUAGCAGCGGCAUCGAGGGCGGCUCCAUCAAGGAUGCCCAGCUGCACAUCGAUGUCCUCGCUGCGGACACGGGCAGCCUCGAGGAUGGCAGCUCAGGCAGCUUUGUUGCCGGCGGCAACUAUGGCAACUCGGAGCGUCGCUCGAUAAUGCUGGGCGGCACUGCUACUGGUUGGCUGCCCGACUCCACAUCGAUCAUGUGGAAACGGAUGCUGGGCGCCUUGGGCGAUGUGAAUCGCAUACCCAAAUCGGAGUUGCAUGCGCAGGUGUUCAAGCAUCUGCUGGAGAUGACCCACAAUCUGAUCAAGAUCAAACAGAAUCAGGGCAUCUCGACGGAUAACCAAAGCACACCGCCACCACCAGCACUGGUGCCACCGAUUGGCGUUGUGGCACCCUGGUGCUAUGGUGCCCUCACCCUGGAUCGUUCCUUCAAGAAGGGCAAAUUGUGGGCGCUGCAGCUGCUCAGCGCUUUGGCGCUGCAGGGUGCCAUUAAUAUGCAGCAGCUGCCGUUGUUCUAUCAUGCACUGCAUCAGCUGCUCACUGGCGAGGAUCGGGAUCUGAUCUAUGCGAUUAUGAAGCAUCUGGAGGGGCCACGUCUGCUCAGCCUGUUGCUGCCGGGACACACGUUGCUGCUGUUGGAUCUGGUGCAUGCCAGCGCCAUUCUGCUCACCUCGCUCGAGGUCACGCGAAGCACUCCGCGCGCCGAGGUGGCCGCUUUAUUGGGUUCACUGCUCUCGUAUCCGGCCAUGCUGCUGCCACGUCCGGUGCUACAGCCGACGCCGCAGAAAUUCGAGCUGAUGGAAUGCCCCGAUCUGCAGGAUCACAUACUCAACAUUAUGCUGCGUUGUGCCCGACGUGAGCCCUCCGCCAAGGCGCGCUGCAUUGCCCUCUGCCAGCUGGGGCAGUGGCUGCUCCUGCGCCUCUCGCAGCCCAGCAGUCCCGACAAGGCGGCGACGGCGGCGGGUCAGCGUGCCCCGUUCCAUCAGUCGGUGCCACAUCCCAAGGAUGUGCCACUGGCCAAGGACACAGCCAACAGCUAUCAUCCGCGAAUACGCGAAGUGCUCCAGGUGCUGCUCCAAGCGUUGCAAUUCAAGCAUCACACCAUCGCCGUCAUCGCUGUCGAUGCGCUCAAAUUGUGCGCGGAACGCGGACGCCAAUUGGCGGCCAUUGAACGUCUGCCGCAACUGAUAAUCACCGCUCUAUGCAAGGCGCUCGAGAUCCAUAACGUGGCCAAACUGAAGGAUGCUGAUAAAGUGGUGCUAACAUCCCUGAUGCUCUGCCUCGGUGAGUUCUGCAUGGCCAUUCCGGCAGCCAUAAUGCUGGCGCCCUACAACGAUCAGGGCGACACUCUGGUGCUGCAGGUGCUGGGCGUCCUGUUGCAGGUGGCAUCGGGUGCACCGCGUCACGAACGCGUCAAACUCACCGCAGACGAUGAUUUCGAUAUGCACAUUGCCAGCGAUGAUCUGCAGGGCGAUGGGCGUUUGCCCGAGGCAAGCUAUCAGACAUUGGAAACGAUUCAGGGAUGCAUCUCGGCGGUUCGGUUGUGUGCCCGGGCGGUGGCCAUGCAUCUGGUCACCCAUCUGGGACACUUUCCCAUGGGCAUUGGCGCGUCGCGUCUUAGCUCCAUGGUGGAGGAGCAGGAUGACAUCUACAGUGGCAGCAUCGCUGGCAGUCAGCUGCAACGUCGCGAUUCCAUGGAGCUACCCUCGGUGGUCAGUGCCCAGAACAUGCAGCUUUUUAUGCUCAACACGGGCCUGGUGGCCAGUUUCAUAGAGCUGCCCACGCUGAAGUUGCCGGGCGGCGGCAUCACAGCUGGCCUGGUCACCGCCGAGAAACAGGUGCGUGUCCUGAUGCGCGACCUCAAUGGGAAGGCAUGCUGGGAUGCCUCCAUACUCUAUUCGGAGCCGCGCAAAUGUGAACCGCUAGCCAGCUCCGAACGCUAUGAUGCAUCGGCGAGGACGGCGAGAAGUGUGUCUCAUGGCGGCAUGGACUCGAUGAUGAAGGGGCAGGAGGUGCAGUUGCACACACGACACACGUUGCGUCAUCGACCGCUGGGCGUGCUGCCGCUGGCCAAGGAUGUGGCACCCGAUUUGGACCAGCUGGACGAUAUGCUCUCGUACAUUGGUCACACGAGUCCCGAGUGUGUGCCGCCAUGCAUUGCGGAGCUGAAUGCACCGUGUGCCAGUCCGUUGAGCAGCGCCCAGGAGGCACAGGCCAUAUCCGUUAUACUCAGCCAGCGUCUCCUUGAGCAGGAGUAUGUGGCACACACGGCACAGCACGCUCUGCGACAUGCCGGCUCCAGUUCAUCCCUACAGCCCGAUCAGCGUUCGCUGCACAGCGCCUCCGUAUCGUUUGAUUCGUUUACGGGCGCUGGCGCUGGCAGCUUGCAGGGACGCGUCGAGACGCCCUUCCAAUACUGUCGCCUGCUGUUCGCCCAUCUCGGUCUGGCCGGCUGGGAGCGACGCUCGCGCACUCAUCUGCUGCAGCGCAGCGAGAAAUUGUUGCGCGAGUUGCGCAACGUCGAUGUGCAAAAGUGCCGCGAGACGCACAAAAUGGCCGUCAUCUAUGUGGCCGCCGGGCAGGAGGAUAAGUCGAGCAUUCUGCGGAAUACGAACGGCAGCAGCAUGUACGAAAUGUUUGUCUCAGCACUCGGCUGGGAAAUUGAGCUGGAGACGCACAAUGGUUUUCUGGGCGGUUUGCCGCGUCAGGGCUGUGGUGCGACGGCACCGUAUUAUGCCACACCCUUCCUUGAGGUUGUCUACCAUGUGGCGACACGCAUGCCCUCCGACUCAUCGGAGGCGAUGCUGCUGAAGACACGGCAUCUGGGCAACGAUGAGGUGCACAUCGUGUGGAGCGAACAUCAUCGCGACUACAGACGCGACAUUCUGCCGACGGAGUUCUGCGAUGUGCUCAUCGUUGUCUAUCCGCUGCGCAAUGGCCUGUUCCGUGUGACGGUCAACAGGAAGCCGGAGGUGCCCUGGUUUGGGCCACUUGCCAACGAGAGUGUCGUCAGUGGUGCCUGCCUGGCCACCCUUAUACGCGCCACGGCCAUCAAUGCGGGCCGCACCAAGCGCGCCGCCCUGCCGCUCUACCAGCAAUUCUAUGAGGAGCGCAAUCGGUCGCUGGACAGCGUCUCGACGCGCUACAAGGAGAGUACCACAUUCGAAGACUUUGCCAGUCGCAUUUACAACCCGAUGCCGUUGUCCACUUUGAGCACAUUGCGGGAAUCAAAUGCGAGCAGCGCUGGUGCUCCACUUGCUGCCGCACUAAUCGAUCACAAUCGUGCCUCCGUCAAAGGCUGGGUGCAGGCAUCCAUUGAUGCGACGCCAGUGCUUGGCAUUGCGCCAUCCGCUUCGGCUGGGUCAACGUCGGCCAUGGAGGCCAAUUCGAACAGCAGCAUAACCUCGGCAUCGCCACGCGGUCCCCGCAAGCUGGGUGCACCCUUCAAGAGUGUGACCAAGAAGCAUUCGCUGCAACAAAUUGUGAUCGGCGGCAGUUCGGGUGGCAGUGCUGGUGGCGACACACCGCCCGAGAGUCCGACGUUGCCGCUGCGGCGCAUCAAAUAGAACAAUUGCUCUACUACUGGCUGGCCAUGGUUACUACUACUACAACUACUUACUAUUCCUACCCCUAACUCAACUCAUUCCCCGCUGCAAGAGACCAGAGCCAGAGAGGUGCGGCUAUUCAAAUAGCCAAGCAACUUUGCGGAGUUUUAUUGAAAAUGAAUAGUAUUGCAAAACACGUUUCCUGUUAUGUUUAUUAUUAUCAUCACUAUUAUUAUUAUUAUUUUCUUCUAAUUUGUAUUGUAAUUUAUUUCACAAUCGAUGCUUAUUUAGUCUAACUACUCACUGUAUUUAACUAUUUAUUUGCCACAAUUCCAACAACCAAUUGAAGAAAACGCAUUGGAAUUACGAAAGUUACGUAUUUAUAUAUAUAUAUUAAUCAUAUUGUUCGAUUCAAAUUCAAAUGCGAUUCCAUGUUACUUACGUCCACUAAUUAAUCAAAUUGUAAUUAUUUAUUUUUGUUAGCUUUUACCCAUAAGAGUGCAUAAUUCUAGUAUUAAGCUUCACAAUGUAUAAUUAACUUGAGUUUUAUAUAUAUAUAGAUUCUCAACUCGCUUGUCUGUUGUAAUUUUGUGUAACAUUCGCCUAACACACGCCCUCUAUUCUUUUUUUUCUAGCACUUUAAUAUUUUAUUAUUCAACUUAAUUUAAUUGAAUUUUGAAGAUACUUUGAGAUACAAAUUCAUAGAAUUCGUUGAUAAGUGUUGUGCACAAUGCAAACAAAAUCAAAAUUUAUUUAUACAAUUUACAAUUCUGAAAUCCAAAUAACAAUAUAUGUUAAAUCUGCCCAAUAAGCAUAAACAUUUACUAGUAGUAUUACGUAAUCGAGCUCUAUGUAUAGACAAUCUAGCUGUAAGUAUUCAAAAACUAAGAAUCGUGGGCAAUCCUUGUGUCCUGUCGAUCCAAUUAUCUACGAAUAUUGUUCAAGCAAUCGUGUUUUAAUUAUAUGUAAUUAUAUAUUUGCAACAAUAACAACAGCAACAGAA